CUAUCAGUGCAAAAUAAUCCCGAAUCCCAAAUAUCUUGGGACGCCAGCAUUAUUGUAUUUAAACCAUCCUCACAUGUCCUCAGCUCGCCCUGGCUUCACUCUCCCAUGCCUUCCACGCUCAUCGCUGCUGCCUUCAUCUUCCUCGCCGUCCUCCUCGCCUACCACAGGCCCGCGAAGGCCAAACGCGUCAAGCUUCCCCCAGGCCCGCCUGCGGAUCCCAUCAUCGGUCACCUCAGGGUCUUCCCUCGGACUGACCUCGGCAAGACGUUCCACGAGUGGUCAAAGCGAUAUGGCAAGUCUCUCUCCGUGUGUGCGUCGCUGAUUUGUCCACAACACGCCCCGCAGGCGAUGUUAUCCACCUCGAUCUUCUCGGCAAGUCCAUCGUUGUUCUGAGCAGCCAAGAAGCCGCGAGCGACCUUCUUGACAAGCGAAGCGCAACCUACAGCGACAGGCCCGCGUUCCCCGCUUUCAGCCUGUCCGUCUCCCCGUCU
This is a messenger RNA of Phanerochaete carnosa HHB-10118-sp, 491 nucleotides long. RefSeq lists its product as uncharacterized. The record is from RefSeq and is a predicted model, not a curated record. The coding region runs from base 106 to 393 and encodes 95 amino acids. The transcript has a single exon. Lineage: Eukaryota; Fungi; Basidiomycota; Agaricomycetes; Polyporales; Phanerochaetaceae. Gene Ontology annotation, molecular function: monooxygenase activity; heme binding; oxidoreductase activity, acting on paired donors, with incorporation or reduction of molecular oxygen.